Closterium sp. Yama58-4 is the source of this 1530-nucleotide messenger RNA. The record is from the annotation of a GenBank genome assembly. Lineage: Eukaryota; Viridiplantae; Streptophyta; Zygnematophyceae; Desmidiales; Closteriaceae.
AUGACGACGUUCAACGACAGCCUCGCCGCAGCCAAGGAGCCCUGGGCGCUCGUCGAAUUCUUCGCCAGCUGGUGUCCCGCCUGCCAGUAUUUCAAGCCGGAGUACGAGCAGGUGGCGCGGCUCUUCAACUCGCCCUCCUCGCCCAACUCGGACUUCAUCUACGUUGCUAAAGUCGACUGCGCCUCCGAUGGCCAGCUGUGCACGCGGUUUGACGUGAACAGCUACCCGUCCAUGUUCUUUGGGCGGCCGAGCGCGUUCAGCAGCGGCGAGCGGCACUCGGACGCGGGCAAGGCGGCCCUGGAGGCAGUGACGCCGCAGGAGAGGACGGCGCAGGGCGUGCUGGAGUGGAUCAACGUGCGCACUGACAGAAUGUUUGCUCUACCCAAGAAGGGUGGGGAGGAAGCAACAGCAACUGCAACAGCAACAGCAACAGCAACAGCAACUGCAGGGGAGCAAGGGAAGGCGACCACCAAGUCUGGGAGUGACCAGGAGGAUGAGGGGCAGCAACAGGUUGGCCCGCGUGCGAAGCUGCAUGACAUAGAGGAGGCCACUGCUGUCGCCUUCAACUUCAUCUUCACCUCCCUGCCACUCAAGAAGGCAAUGCGCAACCCCUUGGAGGACUUUGUGCGCCUUAUAGCCCAGCACCACCCCUCGCACAGGUGCCGCAACGGGGCGUCUGUGCUGCUGCGCCUGCUGCCUCUAGCCUGGCCGUUAUCGGCAGUAGGCGAGGAGGAGGAGGGGCAUGGGUCGCGAAAGGAGCUGGGGGGAUUGCGGAUCAACAAGACUGCUCUGGCAGGGGCUAAGAUCUGCGGUGCUGACCUGCCGUCUGGCACCUGGGACCAAUGCAGCAGCAAGAUCAAGGACCGCAGGGGCUACAGCUGUGGGCUGUGGCUGCUGUUCCACUCGCUGUCAGUGCGUGUGGGCCCUGAGCAGGGCGGGUGGUGUGUGAACGCCAUGAGGGACUUUGUCACGGUCUUCUUCGGCUGCAGCAAGUGCCGCGACCACUUCCUGCACAUGGCCCACCAGUUGCACAUAGACAAAGUGAAGACAGGCAAGGAAGCUGCUUUGUGGGUGUGGCGCGCACACAACCUGGUCAACCAGCGGCUGGAGAGGGAGGAGGCAGAGUCAGGAGGCAAGAGAGGGGACCCGGACCAUCCCAAGCGCCAGUGGCCUACUCUCUCCCUCUGCCCGUUCUGCGCUGCUGACGACGCAAUGGCAACAGCAGACUCUGAAACGGGUGCUGUUGACCCUGACGCCUCAUGGGACCUCGAAUACGUGCACUCGUUUCUGUAUAACUUCUACAAUGAGCCGGAAGGAAGCGGGGGGAGUGACGCAGCAGGGGACGGGGAAGGAGGGGGUAGGGGUGGAGGGAAGGCGGAGAUGGUGGAUCGGAGAGGGGGAGGGGGGAUGAUGAUGGGUGGGCUCGUGAUGAUGCUGCUGGUGUGCUUUUGUGGGUGCGCCACGGCCCGACGGUCCAUGCUGCGCUCUCAUCCUUCUCGCCGUCGCAAGUACCCCUCUACCCUAGCCUAG